AUGAAAAAAAAAUUUUCUGGAAAAACAGCUCUUAAUAUUGCAUCAGAAAAUAAUAGUAAAGAAACAGCCGAAGCUAUCAAUGAAUUAAGCAAUUAUGGAGAAAUCGCUCUUCAUAUUGCAUCUAGGUGUAAUUGUGCGGAAAUAGUUGAAAUUCUUCUUUUGAAAAAGAUGAAAAAGGAGAAACUGCUCUUUUUUAUGCAUCAUCAUAUGAUAAUCAAGAAACAGUCGAAUUUCUUCUUUCAUAUGUGGAAAUGUCGAUGA
Messenger RNA from Trichomonas vaginalis G3, 261 nucleotides. RefSeq names its product Ankyrin repeat family. The coding region runs from base 1 to 261 and encodes 86 amino acids. Gene Ontology annotation, molecular function: protein binding. The transcript has a single exon. The record is from RefSeq and is a predicted model, not a curated record. Lineage: Eukaryota; Parabasalia; Trichomonadida; Trichomonadidae.